AUGAAUAUCAUAGUGGUUACAAACUUGACGUACGUAAGAGUGACAAGAAACGUUACACUUUCCGGUGUAUUAACAAGGAAAGUCAAUCUUGUAGCUGGAGGUUUCAUGCGUCUCUCGUUGCCAAUACUAAAGGUGUGUUUCAGUGCAAGACGUUUAACGGAGAGCAUGCAUGUGAUUUUAGCUUCUUAUGAUCCAGCAAAGGUCAGGAUGACGAAGUCUUUUCUGAAGGAUAUCUUAAUUGAUGAAUUUCGAGCAUCAUAUAAGAAGAAGACUGCAGCUGAUGUUAAAGAUCUCCUCCAUCUGGAGUAUGGUAUUGAUCUCUCGUAUAGUCAGGCAUACCAUGGUUUACAGUUCACUAAAGAGUCUCUUUGGGGUGAUGACAUCAAGUCCUAUUCAGACUUUGUUUGGUAUAAAGACUCAAUUGAAUGUUAUAAUCCUGGAAGCAUCGUCAACUUUGAGUAUGUUGGUGAAACGAAGCAGUUCCAGAGGUUUUUUGUUGCUUUCGAAGCUUCCAUUAUUAGUUUCAAUAAUUACUGUCGUCCGAUGUUAUUUAUUGAUUGCACUUUUCUCACUGGGAAGUUUAAGGGAGGUCUUAUGGUUGCUUGCGGGACAACUGGUAACCAAGAGAUCUAUCCAGUUGAUUUUGGUAUUGUACCUUGCGAAAAUUGUGAGAGUUGGGAAUGGUUCUUAACCAAUCUGAAGGGUAUUAUUAGGGAAGACCGUCCACUGACCAUCAUAUCAGACCAUGGAGCUGGCAUUUUGAAGCGUGCCCCUAUUAUCUUCCCAAAGGAUUACUAUUCUUACUGUUUGUACCACAUGAAAGAUGGUAAAGAUUCCAUUCGAGAACUGGGCAGCUCAUGCUUUUCAAGGAAAAGGUUUGGUGAGAACACAUCGAAUAUUGCGGAGAGUUUUAAUAGUGUUAUCAAGCAUGAUAAGCGGCUACCAGCACUAGAGCUUGUGGAUUGUAUUCGUGCUAAGGUAAUGGAGAAGAACUACAAGAGGUUGGUGGAGUCUAGUAAGUGGAAUUCCAUACUUACUCCCCGGAUGCAAGCUAGGCUCAAAAAGAGGGUGACCGACUGCCGUUUCUACAAGUUUAGAAGAUCAAGUGAUAAAGUCUUUGAAAUAAUUUCUCCUAAUGGAAAGCACAUGGUCGAUUUGGAUGCUAGAACUUGCACUUGCAAUUGGUGGCAGAAGCAUAGUUUCCCUUGCACCCAUUCGAUGAAAGCUAUGUUGCAGAUUGGGCCAGACAAACCUUACAAGCACAUCAGUCCGUAUUAUACCACUGAGUACUAUGGAGGUUUGUAUGCUCGUCCUAUCUAUCCCAUUCUCGACCAUGAGAGGCCUCCUAAAAUUAAUGAAAAAGGUUAUGUCUUGCCUCCCUGUGACGCCCCAAAUACUAAACCUGCUUAG
This is a messenger RNA of Papaver somniferum (opium poppy), 1410 nucleotides long. RefSeq lists its product as uncharacterized. The coding region runs from base 1 to 1410 and encodes 469 amino acids. Gene Ontology annotation, molecular function: zinc ion binding. Lineage: Eukaryota; Viridiplantae; Streptophyta; Magnoliopsida; Ranunculales; Papaveraceae. The transcript has 3 exons. The record is from RefSeq and is a predicted model, not a curated record.